Messenger RNA from Entamoeba dispar SAW760, 1713 nucleotides. RefSeq lists its product as uncharacterized. Gene Ontology annotation, biological process: exocytosis; Golgi to plasma membrane transport. Gene Ontology annotation, cellular component: exocyst. Bases 1 to 1713 code for a protein of 570 amino acids. The transcript has a single exon. The record is from RefSeq and is a predicted model, not a curated record. Lineage: Eukaryota; Evosea; Mastigamoebida; Endamoebidae.
AUGAACGAAACCAAAAAGGAUCAAACAAUGGAUGGAUUUCUGACUGAAGUUGAAAGUAAAGAAAUUCGUGAUUGUACUCAAAUGGUAUCUCAAGAGUAUCGAUCUGAGGAAUUUGUUUCAUUAGAUAAAAUUAUUCCCAUUUUAAGAGAUCCAAUGGCAGAUACAGGAGAUUUAAAUGUUCGAUUAGUAGCAGCAGAAAAAGCUAUGGGAAUUGUAGUACAUAAAUAUUUUUCAGGAUUUAAUAAAACAAUACACAAUUAUUCACAAAUUAAAACACGAAUGGAUCAAAUAAAUGAAAAUAUCAAAGAAAUGAAGAAAGGAUUAGUUGAAAGUCGUAAUAAAAUAAUAACAACAGAAAAUGAAGAAACAGCUAAAAGGUCAGAAGAAAUUGCAGAAGUAUAUAAAGAUAGAUUAGAACAAGGAUAUGUAUUAGAAUAUAUUAAAACUAUUAAAUGGUUAUUACAAGUACCACAAGAAAUUAAAGAAUAUAUUUCUCAAAAUUAUUAUCUUCAUGCUAUUCUUCUUAUUAAUAGAGCAUGUAAUGCUAGUAAAUCACCAGCUAUUCAAAAAGUUGUUGAUUUAAAAAAAACAUUAGAUGAUAUGGAAAGGUUUCGUGAACAAUUUGCAUAUAUUAUGAAAAAUAAUUUAGAAAAUUUAUGUAUGAAAUAUGCAAUGGGAAUAACAAGUACUUCAAUGACAGCAGCAGAAAUUGAAUAUGCAAAACAUCAACAAGUAAAUCAAUAUCCUCAUAGAUAUACAAAUUAUGAAAUUGAUACUGAAAUGUGUACACAAGAAAAUUUAGCAUUAAAACCAGAUUAUGAUUAUAAUGAACAAAUGUAUUCAUUAGCUAAUGCUUCAUGUGUUUUAGGUGAUAAAAUUUCAGAACAAAUUGCGUUUGCUGUUUUAGAAGGAACUGUUAAUAAAUUAUCUUUUGUAUUUGGUCUUCAUAGAUUAUCUCUUGAUAAAAAAGUACCUGAAGAAGUUUCUUUUAUUGAUUCAUCAACAUUUCAAAAGAUUAAAGGAAAAACUCAACAUUUAUCAUCAGUAGAUAGAUUUGAUAUGUGUUUAAAAGUUGUUUUUAGAUUAAUUUGUGUUCAUGUUGCACUUUGUUCAAAAAUGGAAGAGUUCAAAAGAACUAAAAUGCCAGAAUAUAGUAAAAGUAUUUCUCUUGAUGAAAUUAAUAUUUCAUUUGCUACAUCAGCUGUAUCUAAAUUAAAAGAAUCAAAUGCUGCAAUAAAAAGAUCAGGAUGGGGAAGAAAGUUAAAAGCUAUUCAAUCUAAAGCAGAACAAGAAUUAAAGGAAAGAGUGGAAAAAGCAGAAUCAGUUGAACUAACAAAAGUUGACGAAAAUAAAGGUUUUGUUAACAGUUGUUUAGAACUUGCUUGGUCACAAAUCCAAACUUUUCUAAUAAAAGUUUUAAAUAACAGAAUAUUUGAAUCAGAACAUUCUAAACAAAAAGAGGAUGAAGGAGAACUGUUUUCGUUUGCUAAUUGCGAUAUUGGUGGUGAAAAAGAAGAAAAUCAAAACGAAAAAUAUAGACUAGCAAAGAAAACUCUCACUAAAGAAAAUAUCAAAAAACUUAUCUUUUCUUUAGAGUCUUUCAUUAAAGAUGUAAGUAAAACUUGUCAAUUUGAACCUGAUAAAUUUAAUCCAUUAAGAAAUAUUAUCUCGAUGAAGAAAGAUGAUUUGGCACAUAAUUUAUUUGAUGACUAA